This is a messenger RNA of Argiope bruennichi, 1839 nucleotides long. Its product is annotated as nephrin-like. Gene Ontology annotation, molecular function: protein binding. The transcript is spliced from 11 exons. Bases 1 to 1839 code for a protein of 612 amino acids. The record is from RefSeq and is a predicted model, not a curated record. NCBI's taxonomy places the organism in Eukaryota, Metazoa, Arthropoda, Arachnida, Araneae, Araneidae.
AUGGAAUUGAUAAACAGGAGAUUUAAAAGUGUAUCUUAUCAAGGAAUUAAAAAGGGCGAUCCUUCACCUUCUGUUCGAUGGUUUAGAGGCGAUGAGCUUCUGGAUGAUACUUACUACAUCACACCCCAGGGAUUUGCAAGAAACGAGAUUCAUUUGCCAAACCUGAAACGUACAGACCUUCUGACAACACUCACUUGUGAAGUUUUUAACACAAACCUAACAGCUCCUGUAACAAGUACAGUCAGUUUGGAUAUGAAUUUAAGGCCAACGGACGUGAGGAUUACUAGUCCCUAUCAACCCCUGUCAGCGGGCAAGGAGACGGACAUCGUCUGCGUAGCAAGGGGUGCUCGUCCACCAGCCCAGAUCUCCUGGUGGCUUGACGGCGAAAAACUGACAACGAAGAUUACAGAGAGCACUGCGGAAGAAGACAACUUGACAAUCAGUAGCCUGAACAUAAGACCUAGUAUUCAGGACAACUUAAGAAACUUGUCCUGCCGUGGGGACAAUCCUCAGUUGACAGAUAGUGUUUUGGAGGAUACGUGGCUCAUCAGCGUUCAUUACCUUCCUCGUCUGACAGUAAAAAUGAACACACUAGAUGCAGUGAAAGAAGGAAGUGAAGUGAACAUGACAUGCCUAGUUCAUUCCCUUCCACCGGUGACUGAGCUUGAGUGGCUUCAAGACGGUCGACCCCUGGGUCCUCCAGUAGGAGCCAAUUUCCUCAACAGAACACUAUUCAUUCCCUCAGCUGGCCCCCAGCACAAAGGCGAAUAUCAGUGUGCCGGCACAAAUAGUGAAGGAAGAGCUGUCAGUGAUCCGGUUUUGCUACAAGUGCUUUAUUCCCCACGCUGUGAAUCAGUUCGGAGCAGUGUGUAUGGCGUGGGCCGUACAGAAUCCGUGAGUGUGACCUGCGAAGUAGAUGCAUACCCUAAUGUCGUAAACUUUACAUGGGUGCUGGUCAAUGCAGACAAGCACUCUCCAUUACCAACCGCACAGUUUUACAGCAACGGCACCAAAAGUGUAGCUACUGUUUCCCCGAGGGCUCCUCAAGAUUAUGGCGUUCUGCAGUGUUGGGCAACUAAUGUCAUUGGACAGCAAAAGGAUCCUUGCUCAUUUCGUAUAAUACCAGCAGGAGUCCCUGAAGAACCACAAAACUGCCAGGUAACCAACAGAACAUCCGACUGCAUUUAUUUGGACUGCGAAAGUGGAGAAGAUGGCGGGCUACAACAGAUAUUUCAACUAGAAGUUAUGAACACAGACUCCGAUAAAUUCAUAGCGAACUUAACUUCGAGGAGUUCUCCAAAUUUCAUUGUCUGUUCCUUGCCGCCGAAAGAAUCUUUCAUCCUUGUUGUAUAUGCUGUAAAUAGUAAAGGCAGAAGCAAACAGGUGGCUUUACAUUCAAGCACUUUGGCAGGCCCUGCAAAAGAAAAAGAAAUUGGAGAAGAAGCAGAAGUUUUAACAGCUAUUUUUGGGAUCGUUAUUGGUACAAUUCUUGUGUUGGCUCUAAUAAUCGUAAUAAUUCUACUUUCAAUAAAGUUGCGUUCAAGAAGAACAGUUAAAGCCAGAAAUUACAGUCCCGAUGUUGAAAAGUGUGAAGCUCAUCUAAUGAAAGAGUGCAAAGAACCUUGUGUUACAAAUAGUCAAGGACCGGAUAUAAUUCCAGAGAAAAGUUUUUUCCAAGAACGUUCCGAAACAACAGUUAAAACAUGUGAUUCAGAAGACGAUAAUAACCUAUCUACAAUACAGGGAGAUGCUCGGAAAUAUGGGGAAUAUCAGAGCGUUACGUUUACUGAAGACCCUGAACUCAUAUCUAUGAUAUUGACGACAUUUUUUAUAGAAUAA